Epinephelus fuscoguttatus (brown-marbled grouper) is the source of this 2802-nucleotide messenger RNA. It is a transcript of the gene ripk3, whose product is annotated as receptor-interacting serine-threonine kinase 3. Bases 100 to 1629 code for a protein of 509 amino acids. NCBI's taxonomy places the organism in Eukaryota, Metazoa, Chordata, Actinopteri, Perciformes, Serranidae. Gene Ontology annotation, biological process: protein phosphorylation. The transcript has 13 exons. Gene Ontology annotation, molecular function: JUN kinase kinase kinase activity; ATP binding. The record is from RefSeq and is a predicted model, not a curated record.
ACUGCGAGUAGAAAGUCACUGAAUGAGCAGCAGGGUUUUUACACUCUCUGUCGAUACGGUUGAAUGAUGAGGAAGAAGAGUAUAUCCCUAAGGUGAACUAUGGAACUACAAAGCUGUGCAGCUCCAAUUAUGAUUGAAGACUCCUGCCUGCAGGGCUGGAAGGUGAUUGGCUCCGGGGGCUUCGGACAAAUCUACAAAGCUAGGCAUUGUCAGUGGGGCUGUGAUGUGGCCAUCAAACUGCUUCAUUUUGAUGACGGGAAAAGUGCGGCUUUACUGCGUGAGAUCGACAUGAUGCGUCAAGGAAGCAGUCCGUUUGUUAUUCAGGUCCGAGGGGUUUUCAGGGGUCGAGUGCCCAACUCUGGCUCAUCAGCACAACUCGGCCUGGUCAUGGAGUUCAUGGAGAGAGGAUCGCUGGCCACCCUACAGGAAACCUUAGGUGGAGCUCCACUGUGGCCGCUGGUCUUCAGACUGGCUCACCAAGUGGCUCUGGGAAUAAACUUCCUCCAUAGUCUGUCUCCUCCCCUGCUCCAUCUGGACCUGAAGCCCAGCAAUGUGCUGCUGGACUCCUAUCUCAAUGCCAAGCUUACAGAUUUUGGCCUUGCCCGGUUUUACCACAGCGUCACACGGGCUUCCAAGGACGACAGUGAAGAGGAAGGAGGGACGAUCAACUACAUGCCACCAGAGGCAUUUCAAAUAUCAUACAGCCCUACGAAAGCCUCUGAUAUCUACAGUUAUGGUAUUCUCUUAUGGUCCAUUGUCACAGGGAAACAACCAUAUGCACAUGCAAAGUCCAGCUUAGUGCGUAUUCGCAUCCCAGAGGGAGACCGUCCAUCACUGGACGAGAUCAGGUCCCAGGCUGCGGGGCUUGCGGGGCUGACAGGGCUGAUUAACCUCAUGGAGAGAUGCUGGGACACAAGACCCAAACAAAGGCCCUCCGCUCUCAAGUGCACGACUGAGGCAGAGGAACUGUUUAAGAUGCACAAGCAUGCCAUUCAUGAUGCUGUCCACCAUGUGGUGAAGCAACUGGACCAAAGGGAAGAAGAAAGAAAGAUUGGACAGGUUCAGAGGGUUCAGGUCACCCAGGCUGCAGUGGCUGAACGUUUCGCAGAACUGACCGUUUGUGAUAGCGUGCCGACGCGUGGCCCACCGAUCCAGGAAAUGUCUGGCAGGUGGACCACAAACCAAAGAGACCCAGCAAAAAUCAGAGAUCCGCCUUCGUAUCGACCUGCAAACGUGUGCUAUGGUGACAUGAGCCGCCCGGCGACGGAAUACAAAGAGAAAAAGUCUUCUGUUUGCCCCAUUCGAUCAUCGCCGCCUUCUCCCUUGGCUGGGAGAUCAUCUCAAAGCAAAACACAAGCAAAACCUUCCCAGCUGGCUUUUAGGAAACACCUGUCUCCACCGUACCAACGUCAGUACUCCAGCCCUGACACUUUGCCCAGCCACCCUGCCCCUGCAGUCCAUAUCCGCUUCAGCAACGUCACUGGACUUCAGCAAGGCGACAACAACACCAUGCACAUUCAAAUUUGUGACCCUGGAGAUAGGAAACGGCACCCAACAGCACCAUCUAGGGUCAACCUCCCGCUAUCACAUUCAGGAAGCUGGAGGGACAAGACAGGAGGCAUGGGCUGACUUCACAUGCAGCUCUUCAAUUCUAAGUUCUCCAAUUUUCUGUCACAGUUCUCCAUGUUGGGUUUAUCCUUACUUGCACAAGAGGAAGGUUGUGGUUUGUACGAGAGGCUCCCUGUAUGAAUGCAUUUAAAAAAUCUUUGUUUCUGCUUUUCAAAUCUGGACAGGAUUCAGAUGUUUUAGUAGCAUGCUGGCUUUUAAUAGAAUAUUUUGCUAUUUUUUUAUAACAGUCUUUAUUUAUUUUGCUUCUUUUGUUAAAGAAUUUAAAACCAAUGAGCAAAAACCUCACACCUUUUUUUGCCCUGUCAGCAGUUUAAAUGGGAGCCAAGUCUGGUCAUAUGGUUUUGCUUUUCCGCCAACUGUGGUCAACAAAAAAUAUCCACAGUCUUAGUGCCAGCUCGCAGUCAUGUGCCAAAAAUCACCCUUAACAGCAGACUGACUAUUAAUCAAAAGAGGUUGAUAUAUAACCUCUGUUGUUUUUAUUUCAGCCUCAGUGCCAGGUGCACAUAUGGCUGCCCCUUUGGUGUGUCAUGGAAGUUAAAACUAACAUUAAAAACAAAUUGCAAGUAUUAUUUUGAUCCAGCCCUUAAAUACUGAUAAUCAGAUUAUACUGUGUAAAGAUAUUUUUAGGAAGCACAAAUGUUUUUUGUACUAAAUGCAUUAAUUUGGUGUCUUUUAUUCUUAUGUGUGCUUGUGUGGCUAUAUUUUCACAAACACAAGAAGUGCAGCCAAGAAAAUGAAUUGAAUUAUUUUUCUACAAAUACCAAACACGGCAUUGAUUUUUACUUUGAGGUGUAUAUAAAAUGAUUUGCAGUAAAAUGCAGGAUGUUGCAGUUGAUGUGUCGAUGCUGCCAUUGAAAGCAGGCACCUUGAAUACUCAGUAGAAGCAUGAUGUAGCUUCAGUGAAGUGUUGGAACACGCAUGUGUGGAAUAUUUAUGUGAUAUUGUGUGUAGUAUGCAAAAAAAAAAAAAAGCUUUAUCUCUAAGGAUACGUCUCUGAUAGGAUCAUGGGGUUUGUUGACAAUGACAAAAAUUUCGAAUAUUCCCAGAUUUAUUCUUUAAUCCUGAAGGUACUAAUGGGAAAUAUUCAGCAAAGGAAACAAAGUUCCUGGACAUUGUAAUAGUUAAAAAGUACUUUUGACUUUGAUUCAUAAUAAAAAAUAAUAAUACAUUUUA